Molecule: messenger RNA, 195 nt
Organism: Entamoeba invadens IP1
Lineage: Eukaryota; Evosea; Mastigamoebida; Endamoebidae
Exons: 3
Source: RefSeq, a predicted model, not a curated record
GUGAUAGCAAAAUUGACGGACUUUAGAGAUGUAAAUGUUGGUACACCAACAUACAUGGCGCCUAAUGUGUUAAACAUAAAGAAGAAAUGCAGAUAUCUUUUCUUUUGGCGUUACGUUAUUCGAAUGUGUAAUGUGGAAAGACCCAUUCCAAAGGAACGGUUUAUAAAAUUGCCAAAUUUAAACGACGGCACUUGA